AUGGAGGUUGCCAUAUCUGUAGUCACGGGUGAACUAGUGAGCCGUUUCAUCUCCUUCCUGAUGAACAAGUACUACUCACCCUUGAGCGAUGCACAAUCAGAGGAAAAGCUGGUGGGGAGAUUGCAACACCUCCUGAUGCGAGUCAGCAUCGUCAUCGAGGAGGCAGAUGCGCAGUACAUAACAAAUUCUGGGAUGUUGUUGCAGCUAAAGAUGCUCUCGGAGGCCAUGUACAAAGGAUACCACGUGCUGGACACCUUGAGGUACCAAACACUCCAAGACAGUGCAGGCUUUGAUGAGGUUAGCAUCAACGACUCAUCUAGUAGCAGCUCGUAUCUAGCCAUUCCUUUCAAGCGUUCUCGAACAAGAAGUAAGAAGGAUGACAGGGCCAUGCGCCUCGAGUCAGAUGGUGCCUUGGAAGGCUUAGAAAUUGUUGUUGCUAACAUGGCAGAAUUUGUUGUGCUUCUGGCUGGAUGCGAGCGCCUGUCUCAUAGGGUAUAUGAUGUUUAUCUUUACACUAGCAACUUCAUGUUUGGCCGACAUGCUGAAAAGCAAAAGCUCUUGAGCUUCUUGUUGGAGAAGAACAGCCCUCCUGGUGAUCAUGCACUAGCAGUUCUUCCGGUCAUAGGUGGUGUUGGAGUUGGAAAGAAAACAUUGGUUGCUCAUGUAUGUGGCGAAGAAAGGGUUCGCUCACGCUUCUCCUCUAUUUUGAACUUAAAUGGAGACAACCUCUUGACCAUACUUAACCAUGGAAGGAACAUGUUUGGGACGAUGUUGGUAGUUAUUGAGUUAACUUCUGAUGUAGGUGAUGAUGAUUGGAAAAAGUUUCAUUCAUUUCUCAUAAGAAUCAGCAGAGGAAGCAAGAUCAUAAUCAUAAGUAAACUUAAAAGAUUAGCCCGGCUUGGAUCGGUGCAGCCUAUUUUCCUAAGUGCUCUGUCCUAUGACGAGUUGAGCUACCUUUUCAAAACACUGGCAUUCGGGAGUGUAUACCCCACUGAACAUCCACGGCUAGUACAGCUAGCUGAUGAGUUUGCCAAGGAGUUGCACAAUACACAUAGUUCACUCCUUGCAGCAAAUAUGUUUGCCGAUGUGUUGAGAAGGAACCUCGAUGUUCACUUUUGGCGUUGCAUACUGGACAAGGGGCUAAGACACGUUAGAAGAAACCUCUCCAUGUAUGGUGCGCACCCAAGCACGCUUAUAGAACAAGGCCAUCCAGUGGACAUAACAGAUUUUGCUUCACAUCCACUUACCAUGACAAGUUAUACUGCUAGUGUUUCUAUCAAGGAAGAAUCACCAAGUGUGACACUGGGGGAACUUCUAGCAGAUCCUAGUGUUAUACCCAAAAAAGAUUUUAUUCUAAUUUCAUGGGAAUCAAGGAUACCACCUCAUAACUCAUUUGCUCGUUUUGUUACAAGUUGUGUUCAGGACACACAUGAAGGUAGUUCUUUGCCAGGGAGGAAGCGACGAGGAGUGCCAAUCUAA
Triticum aestivum (bread wheat) is the source of this 1479-nucleotide messenger RNA. RefSeq lists its product as uncharacterized. The record is from RefSeq and is a predicted model, not a curated record. Bases 1 to 1479 code for a protein of 492 amino acids. Lineage: Eukaryota; Viridiplantae; Streptophyta; Magnoliopsida; Poales; Poaceae. The transcript has a single exon.